CCAUGUCCAAAAUUUUCAGAAAUGGUCAAAAUCUCGGGAAAAUAGUCAAGAAAUCCACAUACGUUCAAUUAUUUCCAUCCAUGUUGCUCCCCAGUAUCUGAAAAUUCCCAUCCAAAUUAAUGCAUCCGUUUUCCAAAAACAAUUGUAUCUUAUGUUACUUUCUUUGCUUGUUUAUUUAUAAACCACUCCACCUCCAAACUCUUUUCACUCAAAGCCAUCGCAUUCACAUUACACAAAAUUCCUCAGAAACAAAAUGCCCAAGAAACUCCAAAAGUAUCUCCGAGAUUACCUCUCCAAGGUAAAGAAACCACCCCCACAAAUCCUGUUUCCCUCCAGAAAAUGGAUCCGAUCAGGUUGUAAGCACCCAAAAACCCUAUCAUUUGCCAUCAAUCGUGACCGAAAGGAAGCUCAUAACGACAACGAUGAUGCAGCCUCACUCUCGGAUAUUGAUCAGUUUUUGUUUGAGAAUUUCAGGUCACUUUAUCUGAAAGACGACGACGAAGUUGAAGACGAUGAGAGUGAAAAAAGGGGUAAAGAAGUCCGUCAUACCGAGGUCUUUUGGGAUAAAACUCUACGCCUGAAAGAAAGUCGUGAUCAGCAACACGACACUGAAAGCUUAGGCGGGGUUUUGUUUGAAUCCCCUCGAUUCAAUAUCGAUCCACCCGCGGUGGAUCUUUGUGGCUCUCACCGGUUCUUUGUGUCCCCUGGCCGAGCAUCGAGCUCGGUCAUGGAGGAGGCUCGGCUAAGCACCACCACCACGUCCGAGGACUUAGGCUCAAGCUCAAUCUCAACUCCAACCCUAAAUGAUUCAGCCACUACGUCGAACUCUAAUAACAAGGAUCAUGCAAAAGACGUCACGCUUCCCAACGACUGCAUCGCCGUCUUGACCUACUCCCCGAGCCCCUACCACGAUUUUCGAAGAUCCAUGCAGGACAUGGUGGAAUCCCGUCUGCGAAAUCAUGCAAAGGUUGAUUGGAAUUUCAUGGAGGAGCUUCUGUUUUGCUACCUAAACCUGAACGAGAAGAAGUCUUACAGGUUCAUAUUAAGUGCCUUUUCGGAUUUGAUUGUGGAUUUGCGUCAAAAUUCGAACAGGGGUUCUGAGAGGUCGUCGUCGUCGUCAUCAUCAAAAUUUUGAAAACGCAAGAAAAAGGGGAUCGUGGAUUUCAGCAAAGAAUUUGAACAUGAAUAUUGGUGAUACAGAAAAUAUUAAUGUAUUUUUAAGAUUGUUAAUUUUUUCUGGGUUUGUUCUCGGUAGUGCUCACAUGCAAAAUGCUUUGCUUGUAUUAUAGACAUGAUGUA
Molecule: messenger RNA, 1299 nt
Organism: Prunus avium (sweet cherry)
Lineage: Eukaryota; Viridiplantae; Streptophyta; Magnoliopsida; Rosales; Rosaceae
Gene: OFP14
Product: ovate family protein 14
Biological process (GO): negative regulation of DNA-templated transcription
Source: RefSeq, a predicted model, not a curated record